CUUUCAUUGUCUGUUGAUGGAGUGGAUAAAGUAAUUUAAACAACUUCAAGUUUCAUUUAAAUAUUUCCCUUUUGGUAAACAAUAACCAUACUCAAUACAAAAGCCUAAGUGAACUCUUUGUAAAAAGCAAUUAUACCUGCUUGUUCCGUGUGCAUACACAUAGAUUAGCGCAGCAACAUUAGAUUCAGGGGGUUUUAUUGUUAUUUCAACCAUAUAAACAGUACACAGUGAAACGAGACAGUGUUUCCCCAAGGACGAAGGUGCUACAAGAACAUAUAACACGGGACUAUAAUAAAUUGCACACACAAUACAAAAUACAAAAAAAGGGAUAAAGUGCAUAAUAUUUGUAUACAGAGUGUAAGAUGUGUAGCAUGUGUGUGCAUGUACAUGGCUACACAUGAAUAUAUACAGUAUGACUGUAGGUAUGGACAGUAGGGAGGUAGCUAUUAAGUACAAUUGAGUAGCAGCAGAUCAUGUGUGCAUUGGUACACAUUGAGUUCAUUCUGUAAGAAUUCACAUUCAGAUCACAACUUCAUAAAAAUAUUAAACAUCAAUAGUUGGAGAUACUUUUAUGGUGUUAAAUGAAUUUAAUAAACAUCAUGCAUGCAAGAGACGGUGAGAAUUUCCGAUUUAAAAAAGGUUUCAUAAGCACUUCAUUGGUAAGUAAUGAGUGCACGAUGACUAAUGCUUCGGACCAAACGCACGUUAAUCAACAAAACGUGAUCGUUUUCUCGUGAAGACGCUCGCAGGGUUUGCACCAGAAGCUCCACCUUUUCGAGCGGUUCAGUGACCUCACCAGUGGGCUGGAUUGUAAGGGUGGGAUUUCCAGGCUUUCCGAGAGCGCUGUGUAUUCCUGCCUCUCUAUCCUAGGAUCUAUGCGGCUUAAACCACAGCAAAAGACGGACUGCUUGUACCUUUAAUAGCCAUAGAAAGGCCUAUAUACCGCACACUGGAUCCUUUUUCUACAUGCGACUCCAAUCGGAAUAAAUAAUUGAGGAAUGUGGAAAUUACAGAAUGCCCAACAGCGCUGGAAAGAGAUUUAAACCCACCAAAUACAUCCCAGUGUCCACCGCUGCCACACUCCUUGUGGGAUCGACCACUUUAUUUUUCGUUUUCACGUGCCCCUGGUUGACAAAGGUAAUCUCACCCGCUGUGCCUCUUUACAAUGGCCUGGUCUUCCUAUUCGUCUUGGCCAACUUCAGCAUGGCAACCUUCAUGGACCCUGGUGUUUACCCCAGAGCGGACGAGGACGAAGACAAGGACGAUGAUUUCCGAGCGCCACUCUACAAGAACGUGGAGAUCAAGGGCAUUCAGGUCCGGAUGAAGUGGUGCGCCACCUGUCACUUCUACAGGCCGCCUCGCUGCUCGCACUGCAGCGUCUGUGACAACUGUGUGGAGGAUUUCGACCAUCACUGUCCCUGGGUGAACAACUGCAUCGGCCGGAGGAACUACCGCUACUUCUUCCUCUUCCUGUUGUCGUUGAGCAUCCACAUGGUGGGAGUUUUCUCCUUUGGCCUCAUCUUUGUUCUCCACCACAGAGAGAGACUGGGUGCGCUGCACACCACUGUCACUCUGGUGGUGAUGUGCAUAGCGGGACUUUUCUUUAUUCCAGUCAUGGGACUCACAGGUUUCCAUAUGGUGCUUGUAGCUCGAGGUCGAACAACAAACGAACAGGUGACGGGCAAGUUUCGUGGAGGAGUAAAUCCCUUCACUAAGGGUUGCUGUGGCAACGUGGAGUAUGUCUUAUGUAGUCCCCUUGCACCUAGGUACAUUUUGGACCCCAGGAGAAAACCCCAUGUCAAAAUUCAACCCCCAUUCAUAAGACCUGACCUGUCAGACAGGCAGAUCACCAUCAAGUCCAAAAGCAGCCUGGAUGGCCUGGACAACAAAGAAACCCAGCCACCGCUGCCACCCAAAGCUGACAGGUACAACCAGCUGAAAAGCCAGCUGACUUCCAGUGAAGAGAGUUCUCUUUCUGGCAAGACCCACCCUUCCACUCCAGCAAUGUACAAAUUCAGGCCAUCCUUUGGCACCAUGCCUAAAGUCCACUACCACACUGCUGGAGAGAAGAUUAUCAUACAAGAUGACCGGAAGACUUCAGCCAUCAUGGAAGAGGGUGUCCGUGGUCAUGACUACCGAUCUGAGCCAAAUCUGGACCUGCCAGAGUACACCAAUGCUCCCCUUCACCGCACCUUCCAGUCCUCUCCCCUGCAGCUGGAUACUGACCCUGUCAACUCGCGCUCUCUCAGCCUGAAGCAGGGUCACCGCCGGUUGGAGAAGGGCCAGCUACCAGCUCUGCAGCCACAGACAGUCACCUCUACCCCAUACAAGAGUGUCUUCUCACCCAACACGCUUUCCAACCGUAAUGGCAGCCUGUCUUAUGACAGCCUGCUCAAUCCAAGCAUCUCUCCAGCUACUGCCAAUGAGUGCAUGGCCCAUCGUGGUAUGCCCUCCAUGGGGUUCCACUCACCCUACCUACCGACCAAAAUGUGCCACAUCCGGGAACCUGAAAUGCAGAGGCACCAGGUCACUGCCACCUACAGUCCAGUGAUGCCACCCAGGGGGUUGGGAAGGCAAUCCCCUCACCCAAGGGACAGGGACCCAUCCCCAGUGCGCUAUGACAACCUCUCCCAGACCAUCAUGGCCUCCAUCCAGGAGCGAAAGGAGAUAGAGGAGAGGGAGAAGCGGCAGAUGCUGCAUGGGCGCUCCCAAACCCAUAUCUAUGCCCAGGACUCUGGCGUGUUUGAUGGGGGCUAUGGCCUACCCCCCAAUGCUUGCUACCCAGAUGGCCCUCGUGGACCAGGUUCCAGAGGCCCAACACCCCCAGCCUAUGGAGGCUCCAGGGACAACCUGAUGGGGGUUGGGAUAGUGAGCUAUGGGCAACGAACCCCUGUUUUGCGUCAUGCUGGCUCCGCGCUGGGGCGUGCUCCUAGGACUUCAUCCACCUCCCUGCACACAGAUCACAGCAGUACCAACAGCAGCCACAGCAGGGCCACUGCCCAAGAGGGCCCCUAUCGUUCCCCAGCCCACCAACCACACUCCCCUGCUAUGCCCCGAUCCCCCUCCUACUCCCACCAAAAACUCUCCUACAUCAGUGCCCAUGAGAGGACAGACUCACCUCGUCUGGGGGGCCCAAGAGAGGCCAUGAAAGUUAAUGGGCAGAUGGACUGCCACCCCAGUGCCCAGGGUGCCAACCUCAGCCCCGGUCGCCACAAUAAUGUCAAAAAGGUGACAGGUGUAGGUGGCACCACAUAUGAGAUAUCCGUGUGAACAGGGACACCACAUCCACCUCCAACAACAACAGCCACCCAGCUACAAAGAAAUAGCACUCCCUGUUUUGGAGUGAUUAUCCAGUUAAAGGAUUGUCUGCUCUUGUGUGGGUCUGUCUAGCCAAAUGCCAAUGUGUGUUUGUACCAGAGGAUUGGUUGUCAGCUGAUACCGCUGCAGGCUUUUAUGUGUGAGGAUUGUCUUGUCAUUAACAUUUUGUGGCUCGUUAUCUUGGUCGUAAGAAGAAAUUGUCCAACAGAUUGCAAUGCUUUUACUGUUGUCUUUCAGCUGUGGUUAUGAAGCGUAUGUUGUCUCAACUGUCACACACAAACUGCUGCAGCAAGCAAACGCAGACAUCCUCACCAUUGGACCUCUGUAGGAAGACUAAUGUCCUAUCCGAGUCAACUGACUGGUGCUUCACUUUAACUUGUACUGUUCAUGUAAUCUCCAGUGUAUUUGGUGGAGUUCUACAGAUUUGAGAAGUGAUAGAGAACAGAUCAGCAGUUAGAUCAGCACCAACUGCAACUGCAGGCAACACAAGAUAAGUGUGAUGAGAGGCUGGGAAAGGGGAUAUUGAGAGGCAAAAGUCAUUGUACCAUAUCUGGUGGUUGUAUUCAAAAUUUACUGAGAAAGGCGUACUUCGAAUUAAAAGUAAAAUUAACUUAAAUUUCUUCUUUGUCAAAACUAAAUUUCUCAGGAAUGAAUGCAACCAGCAGAGAUGCUAGUUGAUAUUAAUUCAUACAUUAUGAAUGUCUCCUUUGUCUCAGUCAAAUGCAGAUAUAUAGGGGCUCGCUCGAGUAUAGCUUAGCCCGCGUUAUUCCUUUCAUGAAGGUGCAGUACAUCAUCAUAGGCUUCUGUCUGUUUGAAUGAAGUUCAGUUUAGUGAUUUCAACAUGACAUGUGCUGGGCAGAUAUAUAUUGACGUUCUGAAAGAUCAGAAUUCCUUCACCCCAACGGGUCUCACCGUUCAGAAUGAGCCCAGCCUUGCACAACCAAAACAACUUUUCUGUUAAUGUUUUGUCUCAAAAAAACAUUUGUUCAAUACGCAAGGUUGUGAUUGUGUUAUAAUCAUAAGAAUGAAAGGUGUGGUGAAACAAGCCAUUGUCCCAUGUAGUAAAAUGAAGAUAACUGAUCACCCAUUCAUUAUUUUAUAGUUUUUUAAUCUGUUUGUUUCCUUUUUUUAUAUAACCAACCUUACAAAAACUAUGUUUGAUACAUCUUUUUUUAUACAGAUAAUUAAGCCUGGAAUGGAUGUUUUAUUUUGAGUGGAGUUUUGUGUUGAUAAAUUAUAAAUUCAGUAACUAAAUGAGAUUGUGAUAAUGGCUUAAAUCCAUAAAGUAAAUAUAGCUUGUUCUACCUUGCAGUGUAAAAAAAAAAAUGUAUGAUGAAAUGUAAUUACAAGAUGUGUGAUGUGAGGAAGUGAAAUAUUAAAGUCACAAUCGUUGACUAGCCAACAGCCACAUGAUGCACACUGAACAGUCAGUAUGUGCUGCACGCGAGUUAAGGAUUAGGCUUUCGAUAGAAGCUGUCUUUAGAUUUCAGUGCCAAACAUGGCUACACACCCCUUCAUUUCUCAAAGACAGUCAACAGCUGAAUGAAAAUGUCAAAUCAGUCGAUUUGCAGCGGCUGUCUGGUACAGCUCUAGUAUUUCGUACCACUCAGAGUUAAACUGGAACUUUUUUUUUUUUUUGCUGUUACAUUACAUUUAUCAUCUUGACCAUAAAAAUGAAAUGUUAAUAUCCUAGUGGAUGGUUUUAAUUUUUAAUUCAGCACCACCUGAACAUGGCAGAAUUUACAUGGAUGUGAAUUUGGUUCAGCUACAUCCGCAUUAAGAAUAAACCAUUGUUGCCUUUUUAAGAGGAAAAGCUCUUUCAUACACCAUGUAAUGUGGCUAGAUGAAACACUACUGUGCACUAAGAGACAGUGAAAUAUCAUUAGUGUUUUGUAUUGAGCUGCAAAUGGCAGGAGCAACACUUGAGCUUAGACUGGGUGAACAGAGUGUCGUGAUAGAAAAGGCCAAUGUACAAGGUAAUAUAUAUUUUCUUCCCAUUUCUGAUGCAUUCAUAGAUUCCUUUCUGCAGAGAUCAAUGUAAAUGCUUACAGCAGGGGUAGUCUUGCUUUCUGACAAGGUUGGAUGUUCCUGAAACUCGCUGUAGUUACAACCUUCAGGCUAGUAUGGUCUCUCUGUAAAGGUCUCACCCAGCUGCCUUAGCAUAAACAGUAAUGUGACAAAACACAAGAUAUUCGAAUCAAGUUGUGCAUUUCUGAAUUGUUUCAAAAACUGUCUCUGUUGUAAGGCUGUGGGAUACAGGGCUACUCAUUUGGCAUAUCUGAUGGUAAGCGUGUCAGUGGAACAACUAACUGGAACAUUUUGAAAUAAGCUGAAACGAUUGUUAGCUGCUCAGCUGCCUGAAAACGCCUCAGUCUAUCAUAACUUUCAGACCCCCGUUUGACCACAUAUCAACACACUAUCGAUGUCAUUCCUCUUUAAGAUGACUGCCAUUAGUCCAAUGUGUUCUUUUGGGAUGGACAUCACUGCAGGUCAGGGACCAUUCCUGACAGUCAACAAUGAAUCUGUUCUACUGGCCACGAGCUGAUGUUUUCUGAAACUCAAAUAGAAAGUUCAGUAUGUAUUAAACUAUAGAAUAUACUGUAAUUGUACAUGCGUUCCUAUUUUUGUGAAGAGGAAAUGUUUCCCAAUGACCUGAGCAGAAUAAAUAAAGUUUCCAAUUGUU
This is a messenger RNA of Larimichthys crocea (large yellow croaker), 6001 nucleotides long. It is a transcript of the gene zdhhc8b, whose product is annotated as zDHHC palmitoyltransferase 8b. The record is from RefSeq and is a predicted model, not a curated record. The transcript has 11 exons. Gene Ontology annotation, biological process: protein palmitoylation. Gene Ontology annotation, molecular function: palmitoyltransferase activity. NCBI's taxonomy places the organism in Eukaryota, Metazoa, Chordata, Actinopteri, Sciaenidae. Bases 1015 to 3270 code for a protein of 751 amino acids.